Molecule: messenger RNA, 919 nt
Organism: Morone saxatilis (striped sea-bass)
Lineage: Eukaryota; Metazoa; Chordata; Actinopteri; Moronidae
Gene: six9
Product: SIX homeobox 9
Exons: 3
Coding region: 3-908 (301 amino acids)
Biological process (GO): regulation of transcription by RNA polymerase II
Cellular component (GO): nucleus; transcription regulator complex
Molecular function (GO): DNA-binding transcription factor activity, RNA polymerase II-specific; RNA polymerase II cis-regulatory region sequence-specific DNA binding
Source: RefSeq, a predicted model, not a curated record
GCAUGAUGAGUCAUGAUAAACACACAUGCAUGUUCACUCCAGGUGUUGUUCGUCUGCAGACGAGCCACAAUGCUCCACAGAGGCUUCAGCUGUUCGCAGGUCAAACUUCAGAGAGGUUGUUAGACAAUAUCUCCACACAGACUUUGGUUCAACUUACAUCUCAAGACUCUUUGGGCCACCAUCCUCUUUCCAUAGCGAUGAUCUUCACAGCAGAGCAGGUGGCCUGUGUGUGCGAGGUCCUCCUGCAGACCGGUUGCAUGGAUCGUCUUGCUGGCUUCCUCCGCACUCUUCCUCCUCCUUCCCUCUACUCCUACUCCUCUUCUCCUUGCCCCGGGGAGCUGGAGAGUGUACUGAAGGCUAAAGCCGCAGUGGCCUUUCACCAGGGUCGCUUCACUGACCUCUACACCCUGCUAAAGGGCUUCCCCUUCUCCCCACGCAGCCAACCGCUCCUGCAGCAGCUGUGGCUCAGAGCCCACUACAUGGAGGCCGAGAGGCAGAAGGGCCGACCCCUGGGAGCUGUGGGGAAGUAUCGCGUAAGGAGAAAGUUCCCUCUACCACACACAAUCUGGGAUGGAGAGGAGACCACCUACUGUUUCAAGGAAAAAUCUCGGAGUUUACUCCGGGAGUGGUACCAUAAUAAACCGUAUCCCUCUACCCGGGAGAAGCGGGAGUUAGCAGCGGCCACCGGCCUGACAACCACACAGGUGAGCAACUGGUUCAAGAACCGCCGGCAGAGGGACCGAACCACGGAGGCUACCGGUUUCCAAAACCCUUCCUCUGGAGGAACCUCAGGAGAGCUCUACCCUUCCUCUGACAAUGAUUGUUCAUGUCCUGGCAGCCCUCAACCCCAGUACCAUCCACCUCCACCCCUCUCUCACCCACCACCCCCUCUACAUCACAUCAACUGAGGCCUUCAGAU